UGCUUUUAUCUGAUUUAUUUCAUUGUAAAUUGAAUAUCUUUGGGGUUUGGGCAUUUUAAGAUGUCACCUGUAGCAUGGUUUGUACUUUUCAGUAUUUUCUGACAUUUAAAAGAAGGAAUUAUCUGCAAAUUAAAUUGAUAAUGAAAAUAAUCAUGACACAGCCCAAAACUCAUGACAAAUACCUUGUUCAAGUUUUGUCUUCACCACUGAGAUCAUUAUUUGUCUAGUGAGGCCAGGGGAGGGGCUACAGAGGUGUUAUUUUAUUGACAAGCAGCAAAAAUCAGUUCUUACAGUUAAUUUUUCAAGGCAAAAAUUAUAACCUAAACCUUAGCUUUUAACCACAUCUGUAACAGUCCCUGUAGAUCUUUCAAAUCUCUGACCUAGUUUGAAGAAGUUAUCAUUUGAUCAUUUUAAGUGAUUUUCUUUACAUUAGAGCUUUAAAUACCAGACAUAAUAGACAAAAUCUAUAUUUUAUAAUUCCAUUCAUGAGAAUGAGCUCAUUCAAGAAUCUAACUUAAAGCAUUUGGAAAAUAACAUAAAACAUAACCAAGCUUUAACUAGAAGAAAUGCAUUUCUAUAAAGUCACUCAUUAGCAUCAGCAGUGCCCAGACUUCCUGAAGUACAGCAGAUUAUUAACAUAUGGGUUAAAGGCCAAUGCAGUUUCCAGGAACCACUUGUCACCCCCAUAUAACCACUGGGAUGCUAAUGUUUCCCCACUGCGGAGCAAACAGUAGCCACUGUAAAAACCAACCUCACCUUUGACCCCUCUUCCCCUAAAGUUCCCCCUUUCCCGCUAUUGAUCCUUCAGAUUCCUCUGACGUUGAGGGUAAGUGUGAGAAUUCUCUUCCAGAUAAAGGCAUUUGAGGAGUCAUUACCUAUGGCUCACCCAGAGUGUGUGUGUGUGUGUGUGUGUGUGUGUGUGUGUGUGUGUGUGUGUGUGUGUGUGUGUGUGUGUGUGUGUGUGUGUGUGUGUGUGUGUGAAAACUCUCCAUACAGAGAGGGCCACUGAAAUAGAUCAUUAAAGUCAUCUAUUGCCAGUGGUGGUGUGUGCGGUUCAAAGGUUGUCCCAUUUCUUCUGGAGUAACAACUAACAAAUGCAGGAACUCAGCUUUGACAUAUAAGGGGGCUACAAACACGUCAGGUAAAAUGGAAGCGCUCACACUGCUGAUUAUGUUCCUCACAGUUUCUGGAUAUUCAUACGUAUUGCAACCCAGACUGACGGUCACCCAGAUAGCUGGGCUGGACAGAGACCACCAGUCUGGGAUGAGGAGUGAGCAGCUGAGAGAUGUUUCUAUAUCAGUGGAGGAGAAAAAAAAGGCUGCCAAAUCCACUGAGAGAAGGAAAGAAAAGGGGAAGGAAGGAGAGGAACGGAGGAGUGAAGGAUUGACUCCAGAGACAAACCCAGAAAAGAAGAGGAUGGAGGAAAAAAUAGAAGAUAAAAUCACAGUAGGUUUCACUAUAGCCAUAGGAGAAAUCGUUGACAGUAAUCAAGGAUAUGAGAAAGGAAGUGAGGAAAGGCUGACUCCUGAGAUAUUUUCUAAAAAUUCAGGGGAAGAAACAAAAAGAGAGGAAUACUCUGACAAGGUGAAAGAUUUAGAGACAGAUAAAGGAGGUGAAGUGGACAGGAGAAAAGAUGGACCGAAUCUGGAGACAAAUGAGGAGAGCAAGACAGUAAAAACAAUCCUGAUAGAUAACACAAAAACAUGGGAGACAAUAAAAACAGUCAAUAGUCAUAAUAUAUGGAUACAAGAAAAGGGAAAGAAUGACAAGAUAGAUGAGAUAUAUAUGAAAAGUGAUCAAAUGGAUAAACUGAAGCAAGAAAUAGUGGAAGAGGAAAGAGAGAGCAAGCUAGUUGCAGGGAUUAGUCCUCACAAGGAGACUAGAGGGGACGCCCAUGAGGACGGAGAAAAGAUAUUAACUGUAAAUCACAAACAUGUGGAAGAGAAAGGAGGAAAUGAGAAAAGGGGGGAAAGAGCAGAAGAGGAAGACAACAUAAAAAAUGACCGUAAUGAAUUAGUAGAAAGAGAAAAGGAAGAUCACGUAGUUGUUAGCAAUCUCACACCUCCUUUAAGCACAUCUUUUACUCAACUGGGGAAAGAAUUCGAGAUUCCUGCCACAAUUCAAAUUAUCACUCAGUCUCAAAGUCCUCCUAGUUCUCCUCCUCCUGUUCAUCAUCAUAAUGUCCCUCCAUUCACACAAGUUCCUCCAUUCUCCUCUCACUCUCCCGCCCCUUACGCUAAAGUUAGUCCUCAGCUCUUCCCUCCGUCUGUCACACUUCCCAAUCCUACAACGAUCAAUCACAUCUCAGUCUCAACAGUGGUUCCUGGCGAGGUGAGGUCUGUCUUGCUGCUUGAAGAUCUCCUCACUGAGGUGUUACAGAGUCCUGGACACCAUCUCAAGCAGAAUGAACUGGAAGUAAAGGCUAGCCCAAAUUUAGAGGAUGUAAUGGAGAAAAAUAUAUUGCUUAAACCUACACGGAAGGAGCUAGAAACCACAAAGGAAAUAAACACCGUUGUUAAACCACAAGAGGCUGAAUUUAUCCCUGAGGUGCAAGCAGCAACGCCAAAACCCAAAGAGCAAAAUCCAAAGUUUAUAUCCAAAGAUUUAAAAACUAAAGAGCCAAAUCCUACACUAAAAUCAAGUGAAAAUAAUCCCACUACUGAACCGGUGGAGCUUACACAUAAACCAAACAUGACACAGCCCACAGGCAAACCCAAAACAGUUAAACUGAUGGAAAAUGACACCAAACUUACAGUGAGGCAAAAUAUGGCAUCUCCUCCUCAACCACAAAUGUCCAAACCUUCAGCCAAACUGCAGCGGACAACUGCCAAAACACCUUCAGUGAGGCCAACGAAAAUCAAUAGAAGUAGUAAAAAUAAGACAAUUAAGAAGUCCAAGGAAAAGAAAACGAAAAAGGACAAUAAAACCCAAAAACCAUCAAAGAAGAAAAAGGAGGUCAUCAUGCCAACACAUUUUCCUUACUUUAUGGAUAACUACUGUCCUCCUGAGUGCGCCUGCUAUGGAAGAGUGGUCCAGUGUUCAGACAAAGGUGUGGAUAAUGUCCCUUACGGUAUUCCCUAUAAUGCUCGCUACAUUCUCCUUAUGAAUAACCACAUCAGCAGCAUCCAGCUGGACCUGCUCAAUGAAUAUGUCUCUAUGGAGUUCCUAGUGUUGAGCAACAAUCAGCUCACAGAUAGUGCCAUAGAGGGGGCCUUUGAGGGGGUCCCAGCUCUAAGGCGCCUCUACCUGGAUAGGAACCUCCUAGAAAGCGUUCCAACUGACCUUCCAGUUUCUCUCGAGGAGCUUCGAUUGGACAAUAACCAGCUGAGUGUGAUGUCUGAGGCAGCCUGGGCCCGGUGUCCCGGCCUCUUGGUUUUGAGCCUCAGCAACAAUACCCUGGGGAAUGGAUCAGAAUCUCUUCCUAAUGCAGUACUCUCUCCUUUGUGCAACCUGCGCACACUGAACCUGGAUCACAACCAGUUAACAUCGGUUCCUCUGGGCUUACCACUGUCUAUCAAGGAGUUCUACCUCAAAGGGAACCUCAUUGAGCAGUUCCGGGGAGGAGCCUUCAACGGGAUAUCAGAGCUGGUGGUGUUAGAUCUGAGUGCAAACAGACUGACAAACAAAGGUCUUCUCAGGGAGUCCCUUCUCAAUGCAACUCACUUGGAAAGCCUUAACUUACAGGGGAACAGACUAAAACAAGUGCCACAACACCUUCCUCACUCACUUAAAACUCUAAAUCUGGAGUGCAACCUCAUAUCUUCCAUAAAGAAAGCGGCUCUCAGCACCUUGAAAAACCUGGAACACCUGGGUUUAGCAAGGAAUAAAAUCUUCAAAGUGGCACCAGGGGCAUUCAGGACAUUAGCCGUUCUGCACCAGUUAGACUUGUGCCACAACACCUUGCGCCAGGUGCCCAGACAACUGCCACAGGCUCUGCACUCAGUAGCACUCACACACAACAAGAUUCAAUCAGUGCCUCGUGAUGCUUUCUGCUGGGGUAACAAAAGUCUCAGCGGGCUUGUACGAGUGCAGUUGGAACACAAUUUAAUCGAUAUGGGGAAGUUGGAUGCACAGGCUUUCCGAUGCUUACGGGGAUUCCAGGUGAUGCACUUCUACUGAAUAUUCAGAGGAAAACAUACAACUGUGCUGCUAGGACAAUUUAUGCACAAGUAUAAAAAUAUAUGCAUGAUUAAGGUCCUUCCUCCCUUACUUUGUAAGCAUUAUCCAAUACCUGUGGUGAAUGCGAUUGCUAUGCCAGAAACCAAUGGUGAAACUGCCAACUGAGUGAAAUAUAUAUUUAUUGUGUGAACUUAAAUUUAUUGUGUGUAACCUGCCCAAGCCUCACUCUUUAGCUGUUUUUAAUUACAUUAAUUCUCUUCCUUGCUUUAAGGGUUGGAGACCAAUGGAUUAUUGUACAUGCAACAGGAAUAGUCUAACAAAGUUAUCAGUAACAAAAAUUAUGUGACUGCCAAACUUCAGACUAUUAUGGACCUCACUGGUGGUUUCCUCAUGACCAUUUUCCAAACAGGACUAUUUAGAAUAAUUUCCAGGCAAUGUUUGGUUUCCAUUUAUUGCAGUAAAAUCAAACUCACUUAGAGUAGAAACUUGAAACUUGUAUGACUAGCAAGCAUUGUAAUCAUAGACGCAUUCUUCAUUCAUUCAUCUUAAUUUUAUAUCUCUAAUCUAUUCCUGGUGGUAUAUUUGAGUAGUCAGCUGCCGAACAGCAUUUGUUUCAUCUGACAGAAAAUUAAAUUAAGAGUGCUUAUAAUAAGCAGACAUGGAUAGUGUGAAAAGGUAGAUGUGAAUUUUAGAUGGGUUUAGGGGUUCUCUCUGCAGUUCCACCAACAGGGAGAGUUUUCAAAACAUCCCUGCUCACACUAUGACAAAAGAAUACACAUGUUGAUGGGAUGGAUUAUUUCUCAAGCACAUUUAAAGUGUUCACAGUGAAACGAAUAACUCCCUAAAUAAACUCCUUAAAUUAGGAAAUCAAUCUGAAAACUUGCUAAAACUGCUUUCUUUGGAGAAUUGCUUGCAGUUUUAUAUAUAUAUAUAUAUAUAUAUAUAUAUAUAUAUAUAUAUAUAUAUAUAUUGAUUCUUAGUUAAUGGUAUAAAUUUGUAAACUUGUAAACCUCUCCACUGACUGCUUCAAUGUUCAUUAAUUUUCCUGUGAACUCACUGAUUGCAAUCAACAUAUAUAUAUAACUUGAUGUUUAGUUAAUUGUGUAAAUAUUGUAAACUUAUUGUGGGUAUAAUAAAGUUUAUCUAUAAUAGUCCUUGUACAAACAAGCAAUAAUGGUUAUUAGGCUGCAAAAUCGGAGAACAUGUGCCAUGAUAAUUAGGUUCUGUGUCUAAGCUUUUUUCUAAAAAAUAAAAAUGAUUUUUGGGCAUCUAAAGAUGGCUGCUUGAGAAAUUUUGUGUUUGUCUUCUAUGAAUCAAGGUUCCCCCACAUAAUGUCUUAAUAAGGAGAAAAGCCCAGCAAAUCUUCUGAGUGAUAUAUAUAUAGAAUAUAGGACAGGUGAUUCAAAUCAGGGAGCAAUCAACAUGAACAUAGAGAUAGAUUCCAUAGAGCCUUCCGUCAUACAUAUGUCCACGUUGUAGGAAAUAGCAAACACAAAAUACAAAAUCACAGAGUAAACAUUGUAGAAGAAAAAGUAGAAAAACAUCUGGAUGCACACAUUAAUGAAGAAAUAGGUUUACAACAGAAUACCGAAAUGCAUCCAACUCACACAUACAAUAUUUAAGGUUGAGUAAACAAAGCUUUUGUGUUAAGUAAAUAUACAAAUAAAUGUACAAUACAAAGAAUCAAAGAGCAAAAAUUACAGAAUGAAAAAACAUUUGGCUGCAUAUAAUAUAUAUAAAACAAUAUAGACAAGAUAAGGCUACAAGGAAACAUAUUAAUGCAUCCCUUUCAAAACAGCACACAUAAAAUGCACGUUUCAAAAUUUAAAAAGCCAAGUGACAAAAAGCCAAGAAAGUUAAUAUUGUCCCCCCAGUAAAUGUAUUGAAAGGACCUGCAUUGAUAAUCACAGAGGACACGUUUUCAUUGGGUGUGAAUUCCCAAAGACACAAGAACAUUAUAGAAACCAUUUGAGAUGAUCAGACUUCAAGAUAUUUAAAUUAAUCCUUGCUCUUUCUUAACUUAACCUGACAUUUUGUAUGUGUGACUGGGAUGCAUGCUGGUAUUUUGUAUUCUUUUGUAUACUUGUUGCUGAAUGCCCUCUCUAUGGACUCUACUUCUAUGUUCAUGUUGAUGAGCUCACUGAUUGGUAUCACCUGUCCUUUACUCUACAUAGUUUGCUCAGAUGCCUUUUGAGGUUUUUUUUUCUGAAGAUGACAAUAUGUGCUAACAUUUUGAUGCACACAAUGAAAAAUCGAAGAUUUUAUCAAAGUUAUAGGUGUACAGCUCCCUCAUCCUUCCUCUGAGCUAGCAACUUACUAAAAGAGGUGUGUUUCAAGAGAGAAGAACAUUUCAUAUAAAUGAUUUGUCCUGCUCAGUUACAUCGAGAGAGAGAGAGAGAGAGAGAGAGCGAGAGAGAGUCAGCAGUCUAUGGUUCAAAAAGGGGUUUCAAGAAAAAGUGUGGAACAAAUAAACUCAUACAAAUGGUGACAUGAUGUUACACAUGAAGACUAAAAUGCACCUGAAAUAUAUGUUAUUAAACCCACAAAAUUUUACAAGUUAAACAACUUUUUAUUAAUCCAACCUGCAAGAUAAAAUUCAGUUUGGUUUCUAUGAUACAGGGGUGUAAAGAACAAUAACAAUGAAGAAUAUGAAAUGAUGUACCUAUGUCAUGAAUAAACAAGAAAAAUGACAUGUGUCAGAAGA
Molecule: messenger RNA, 6823 nt
Organism: Siniperca chuatsi (mandarin fish)
Lineage: Eukaryota; Metazoa; Chordata; Actinopteri; Centrarchiformes; Sinipercidae
Exons: 4
Coding region: 1147-4119 (990 amino acids)
Molecular function (GO): protein binding
Source: RefSeq, a predicted model, not a curated record